Messenger RNA from Nematolebias whitei (Rio pearlfish), 1763 nucleotides. RefSeq names its product ectonucleotide pyrophosphatase/phosphodiesterase 5 (gene enpp5). Bases 124 to 1602 code for a protein of 492 amino acids. The transcript has 4 exons. Lineage: Eukaryota; Metazoa; Chordata; Actinopteri; Cyprinodontiformes; Rivulidae. The record is from RefSeq and is a predicted model, not a curated record.
CAUAACAGCAGGCUGGAAGGCGGGACUUCCGCUGGCGAGCAGAACCGAACUGGUUCGGCUGGUUAUCUCGGUGCACAGCGACUGGACCGAGCCGGUGUCUGCACGCGAUAAGAAGGCUGUAUCAUGGCACGUCGCACGAUGCUGAGCUGCUUCCUACCAGGAGCAUGCAGUCCUCUUGUCUGCCUGUGGGCCGUCCUUCUGCCCGUGGUCUCCCUAAACAGCCUGAACCACCACGAGCAUCAGGACCACCGACCCAAGCUGCUGCUCGUGUCCUUCGAUGGCUUCCGCUGGGACUACAUCGACCGCGUCCCAACGCCUAACUUCUGCAGAAUCAUGGACGAGGGCGUGAAGGUUGAGUUCGUGGAGAACGUUUACGUCACCAAGACCUACCCCAACCAUUACAGCAUGGUGACAGGGCUGUACGCUGAGACGCACGGCAUUGUGGCGAAUGAGAUGUACGACCCUGCCCUCAACCUGUCCUUCUCCAUGGACACUGACAGCAUGUAUGAGUCGAGGUGGUGGGAGGAGGCCGUGCCUCUCUGGGUGACCAUUCAGAAAGAUGGUGGGCGGAGCGGGGCGGCGAUGUGGCCAGGGUCCGACGUGAAGAUCCACGGGAUGUUCCCCACUCGCUACCUCCAAUACAACGCAUCAGUGUCCUUUGAAUACAGGGUGAAGCGGAUCGUUGAGUGGUUCUCUGCACCUGAAGAGGAAGCGGUGGACUUCGGAGUUCUCUACUGGGAGGAGCCGGAUGAGAGCGGACACAACCUGGGUCCUCAGAGCCCCCUCAUGGAUGCAGUGAUCGCUGGGAUUGACGAGAAGCUCGGCUUCCUCAUGGACGAGCUAAAGAAGGCCGGGCUGUACAAGAAGGUGAACCUGAUUGUGACCAGUGACCACGGGAUGGCUCAGCUGUCCCCUGAGAAGAUCAUCGAACUGGAUGAGUACGUGGACAGAGAACUGUACACCUGGGUGGAUAAGAGUCCGGUGGUGGGCAUCCUGCCAAGAGAAGGGAAGCUUGACGAAGUGUUCAGUUUGCUCGUGGACGCUAAUCCAAACAUGGUGGUGUACAAGAAGGAGGAUGUUCUCGAGCGCCUUCAUUAUCAGCACAACGUCAGGAUCAUGCCCAUCCUCUUAGAGGCCAAGGAGGGCUGGACCAUCAUGCAGAACCGGAGCGGACCUUUCAUGUUGGGAAACCAUGGCUAUGACAACACCCUACGUAGCAUGCAGCCUGUGUUCGUGGCCCGCGGACCAGCUUUUCGCCAGAAUUACGUGAAGCCCUCUAUGCGCUCCGUUGACCUUUACCCUCUCAUGUGCCACAUCUUAUCCACCCGCCCUCUACCGAACAACGGCUCCCUCCUCAACAUCCAGGACCUCCUGUCCUCCGUACCAGCUGCUUCCACACCCACGCCAGCUCACCCACCCGCUCCUCCUAAGCUCAGCAGGUACUCCUACGCUCCAGUUGUGGGCUCGUUCAUCGGUGUGGUCAUGGUGCUGGGCUUCCUGGUGGUGUACAUUGUGUUGGUCACUUUCAAACAGCGGCCUGUAUUAAAACACAGAAGCUGGGAGAUGUCACAGCCCUUACUGCAAGAAGAUCUGCACCUGUAGGAGACGGGAAAAAAUGCACGGCAUAAAAGAAGAGGAGGUUUUGCUCCCCAAGGUACUAGGCACUGUCCAGAAGCGUUCCCUAAAUGUCUCCUUUUCACCACAAAAUAAAAUUGUGCUGCUGUUUUCAUUGAUUAGCAAUCAAAGGAAUCCAGCCUAAUCAU